Molecule: messenger RNA, 3718 nt
Organism: Helianthus annuus (common sunflower)
Lineage: Eukaryota; Viridiplantae; Streptophyta; Magnoliopsida; Asterales; Asteraceae
Product: leucine-rich repeat receptor-like protein kinase TDR
Exons: 2
Coding region: 451-3528 (1025 amino acids)
Biological process (GO): protein phosphorylation
Molecular function (GO): receptor serine/threonine kinase binding; ATP binding; protein kinase activity
Source: RefSeq, a predicted model, not a curated record
AAGCAAAAAUGGAGUCUGUAUAAAGAUUACAAACAUCACUCCACUUCAUCAUCAUUCCUCUAGAGUAGUAGUUGUAGAUAUAGAACAACAACAACAACAAAAACAACAACAACCACAACAACAACAUCAUCAUCUUCAUUCUUGAAUCACCAAACUCAUUCCACUCAAAACAACAACAAUCAUCAUGUUCAAUGUUCAUCAACAUCAACAUUCACCAUGAAACAUCAUCUUCAUCCAACCACCACUCCUAAAAAGCAACAAUCAACACCUUCAAUUCCUUUAGUUUCAUCCCACCCUUAAAUUUACCAUAUCUUCUUUCUAGUUCAUAUCCACAACCACAACUACCAUCUUUUUUUUUUUUUUGAAAAUUAAACUUCAUUAAACACACCUCAGACUCAAACGGGCAAAAGACCAAACAAACAACAGCACCCACAACUACCAUCUACCACCAUGAACCACCACCACAACCACCUUCUCAUCAUCUUCAUAUGUCUACCACUUCUUGUUUCCACAACUACCACCACACUUCCUCUACAACUUCAUGCACUUCUUUCUCUCAAAUCCUCUUUAACAGACCCUAUGAAUACAUUUCAAGAUUGGGAUCCAUCUCAAGUACCCGGACCUGGACCCGAACCGGUUUGGUGUAAAUGGUCGGGUAUCAAAUGUGAUCUCAAAACAUUUCAAAUCAACACAUUAGACAUCUCUAACCGAAAACUCUCCGGCGCAAUUCCCGAUGACAUCAAACACUUGACACACAUCCAUCACUUGAACAUCAGUGCAAACGCGUUCGCUGGGCCUUUACCAGCGGCGAUAUUUGACCUGACUUAUCUCCGAACGCUUGAUAUCAAUCAUAACUUUUUCAAUUCAACAUUUCCACGUGGCAUUUCGAAACUGAAAUAUCUCACGUUCUUCAAUGCGUACAGCAACAAUUUCACCGGACCGUUGCCGGAGGAAUUUGUUCAGUUGCAGUUUUUAACAUAUCUGAAUCUCAGUGGAAGCUACUUUGAAGGUGAAAUUCCACACAGUUACGGCGGUUUCCGUACGUUGAAGUUCUUAGGCCUCGCUGGUAACAGCCUCACCGGUGAAAUUCCGGCAGAGUUAGGCUUUGUAACGUCGUUACAACAUUUAGAAAUCGGAUACAACGCAUUCUCCGGCCAGAUUCCGACGACGUUUGCUGCAUUAUUCAAUCUAACUGUCCUUGACGUUUCGUCUGCAAAUCUCUCCGGUGACUUUCCUAUCACGCUAACGAAUUUGACAAAUCUCGAGACAUUAUUAAUUUUCAAAAAUAAUUUCUCCGGUGAUAUUCCGGCGAGUAUAGGAAAUUUGAGAUCUGUAAGGAGUCUCGAUGUAUCGGAUAACAAAUUCUCCGGUAACAUACCGAAAGAAAUAUCGUCGUUGAAAAACCUAAAGCAGCUGAGUCUAAUGAACAACAAGCUCACCGGAGAAGUUCCAGAAGAUAUCGGAGAGCUGCCGGCGCUUGAAAAUCUGUUUCUAUGGAACAAUUCACUCACCGGAAUUCUUCCACAAAAACUAGGUUUAAAUUCGAGAUUACAGCGGCUUGACGUCUCUUCGAAUUCAUUUUCCGGUCCGAUUCCGCCAAACCUCUGUCUCGGUAACAAUCUAGCAAAGCUUAUCCUCUUCUCCAACAGCUUUUCCGGUAACCUACCGGCGUCGUUAGGUAACUGCACGUCCUUAACGAGAUUACGCAUGCAGAAUAACCGCCUCAACGGCUCAAUUCCUAUCGGAUUUGGAAAUUUGCCGAAUGUUACAUACGUAGAUAUGAGUAACAACAAUUUCACCGGUCCGAUUCCUGCAGAUUUAGCGAAUGCGGUUAAAUUAGAGUAUUUAAACAUAUCAGGAAACUCAUUCGGUACCGGUUUACCGGAAAAUAUCUGGAGUGCACCGAGUUUACAGAUAUUUUCUGCUAGUUUUAGUAAACUUACUGGAAAAAUCCCUAAGUUUCAAGGCUGUGAGAAUAUCUACAAAAUCGAAAUCGAAGCGAACGAGUUGAGCGGUAGCAUUCCAUGGGAUAUUGGACAUUGUAUGAAGCUGAUUUCAUUGAAUUUGAGACAUAAUGCAUUAACAGGCAUUAUUCCAUGGGAGAUUUCGACUUUACCGGUGAUAACUGAUGUUGAUCUUUCUCAUAAUUUCCUCACCGGUACAAUUCCGUCCACUUUCGGUAAUUGUAGUACGCUGGAAGGUUUCAAUGUGUCGUAUAAUCAGCUUACUGGACCUGUGCCUUCGUUCGGGCCAGCGUUUUCAAGCCUGCAUCCUUCGUCGUUCGCUGGGAACGAUGGACUCUGCGGUGGAGUAGUUCAAAAGGUUUGUGAUACCGGAAGUGAAACCGAAGUAAAGCAGCAGCAGACGAAGAAGACGGCUGGAACACUCAUGUGGAUAUUAGCCGCAGCGUUUUGUGUAGGCGUGUUUGUUCUUAUAGCCGGAGGCCGUUGCUUCCACGCAACUUGCCAGCGGCGGUUCGUGGUGGAGGAGAGGGAGAUUGGACCAUGGAAACUAACCGCUUUCCAGCGGUUGAAUUUUACCGCGGAUGAUGUGGUGGAGUGCGUGUCAAUGACGGAUAAGAUUUUAGGGAUGGGGUCCACUGGGACGGUGUACAAGGCGGAAAUGCCAAGUGGCGAGAUCAUAGCCGUUAAGAAACUCUGGGGGAAGCAUAAAGAGACGAUUAGACGGAGACGAGGGGUGUUGGCCGAGGUAGACGUGUUGGGCAACGUGAGGCAUCGUAAUAUCGUGAGGUUGCUCGGGUGUUGUAGCAACAUGGAUUCUACGAUGUUGCUCUACGAGUACAUGCCGAAUGGGAGUUUAGAUGAUCUGCUUCACGGGAAGAACAAAGGCGACAAUUUAAUGGCGGAUUGGGUCACACGUUACAAAAUAGCGUUAGGGGUAGCGCAAGGAAUUUGCUACCUCCACCACGAUUGUGAUCCAGUGAUUGUUCAUCGUGAUUUGAAGCCUAGCAAUAUUUUAUUGGACGGCGAGAUGGAAGCCAGGGUCGCAGAUUUCGGUGUCGCAAAGCUAAUCCAAUGCGACGAAUCAAUGUCGGUGAUCGCCGGUUCGUACGGCUACAUUGCACCAGAAUAUGCGUAUACUUUACAAGUCGAUGAAAAAAGUGAUAUAUACAGUUUUGGGGUCGUGUUAAUGGAAAUCAUUAGUGGGAAGACGUCGGUAAAUUCUGAAUUUGGAGACGGGAAUAGCAUCGUGGAUUGGAUUAGGUCAAAAAUGAAAAGCAAAGAAGGGAUGAAAGACGUGUUGGAUAAAGACGCAGGGGCAUCGUGUAGCUCGGUGAGGGAAGAAAUGAUGUUAGUAUUAAGAGUCGCAUUGUUAUGUACAAGUAGAAACCCGGCUGACCGACCUUCAAUGAGGGAUGUCGUGUCAAUGUUGCAAGAAGCAAAACCAAAGAGAAAGUCGCCGGAGAAGGGUGAUAGUAGAGUGGUGGUUACUAGCGGUUCUAAACCUCAACCGUCACCACCGAAGGCCCAAGUUACAUUGAAUGUUGAUAGAAUCGGGCCUUUUUGAGGGUUUUUUUUUUUCUAUUUUAUUUUUCAUUUUUGGGGACUCGUAUGGGUUUGGUUUCAAUUUUUAUUUUAAAUUAGUGGUGGGGAUUGGUAUAGGUGUAGUAAAUUUGUUUUCAUUUAACUAAUGAAAAAUGUCAAGUCACUGGUCAACGGUGGUGGGGUGUUUUUGUAAUUUAACAAAUGCUUAUCGA